Molecule: messenger RNA, 9020 nt
Organism: Thrips palmi
Lineage: Eukaryota; Metazoa; Arthropoda; Insecta; Thysanoptera; Thripidae
Gene: gpp
Product: histone-lysine N-methyltransferase, H3 lysine-79 specific
Exons: 21
Coding region: 181-6105 (1974 amino acids)
Biological process (GO): regulation of transcription regulatory region DNA binding; DNA repair; DNA damage checkpoint signaling
Cellular component (GO): nucleus
Molecular function (GO): histone H3K79 methyltransferase activity
Source: RefSeq, a predicted model, not a curated record
CUCGUGGCGCAUUUUCGGAGACACCUUGCUUUAGAAACGGUUCCAUCAUGGCGUGUAAAUAGGAGGUCGGAGUGCGCAACGCGACCGUGUGUUCAAAAAUGACUGAUUAACUAGGUUUUUGCGUGUUUUCUAGUGUGAUUUGUGGUGAAAAGUGAGUUUGAGUGCCUUGGAUUACCGAAAAUGGCUCAAGAACUCGUUCUGCACAGCCCCGUUGGAGCAGAGCCCGUUGUUUAUCCGUGGCCGCUCAGCUCGGGAGGAGAGAAAGGCGAUGGCGCUGUUGAAAUUGUUGAUACCAUUCGGUGGGUGUGCGAGGACCACCCGGAGCUCGAGUCGGCCAUCAAGAACAACAUCCUGACGGACUACGACACGCGCAGCUUCGACAGCAUGAAGGCGCUGUGCGACAAGUACAACAGGGCCAUCGACAGCAUCGUGCAACUGGAAAAGGGUACAUCUUUAGGACAGAGGAUCAGCAAGCAGCCCUCAAGAGGACUGCUACGGCAUAUAUUGCAGCAGGUGUACAACCAAGCUGUGCUAGAGCCAGAAAAAUUAAAUCAAUAUGAACCAUUUUCACCAGAGGUUUAUGGGGAAACAUCUUAUGAUUUAAUUUGUCAAAUGAUAGAUGAAAUUGAGAUAACUAGCGAUGAUGUCUUUCUGGAUCUUGGAUCUGGAGUUGGGCAGGUUGUUCUUCAAAUGGCUGCAGCUACACCGUGCAAAAUUUGCCUAGGUGUUGAAAAGGCAGAUGUGCCCUCUCGUUAUGCUGAGCAAAUGAGUUCACAUUUUAAGAAGUGGAUGGGCUGGUAUGGAAAAAAGUAUGGAGAAUACAAACUUUUGAAAGGAGACUUUCUCACUUCAGAGUAUCGUGAAAAAAUUACCAGUGCUUCCAUUGUAUUCGUCAACAAUUUUGCCUUUGGUCCAACUGUUGACCAUUCAUUGAAAGAGCGGUUUGCAGACCUGAAAGAUGGCGCUCGUAUUGUAUCAUCAAAAUCAUUUUGCCCAUUGAAUUUUCGGAUAACUGACAGAAACCUUUCAGACAUUGGAACAAUUAUGCAUGUCUCUGAAAUGACGCCUCUACGUGGAUCAGUGUCAUGGACAGGGAAACCUGUUUCUUACUAUUUACAUGUUAUUGACAGAACUAAGUUGGAACGCUACUUCCAGAAGUUAAAGAAUCCCAGGACACGGGUACGCGAAAAGCGAGAUGUCAAUGUGCCAAUGUUGACUGACAAGUCUAACUCCAAUAGUGGAUUUAUAUCUUCAAACUGCAAUUCAGACUCCAACUCAAAUACUGAUUUGCCAGCAAAUGGUCUGCGUGCUACUCGCAAUGCAAAACGCGAAGCUGUUAACCAAAUGAGUGUUGAUGACUCUGAUUCAUCUGAUUCUGAGGCGGACAAUGCUCGUAAGGUGUGGUCUGUUUUUCCAAGUGGGAACAGCAGUGGCAGUGAUGAGGAGAACAAUAAUGCAUCUAGUGGUCGUGGCAGACAGGCAAAAAAGAAAAAUGGUAGGAAACUACCUGGUCGACCCAGUAAGGGGGCCGUAGCUGGGUCAUCAUCACCCUUCCCCAUGCCAACACAGCGAGCUCCGGUUCGAGGCAAACCUCGUGGGCGAGUCAAGAAGGCCAAACCGAAAAAAGCUAUAAAAAUAACCGGACUAGACCUCCUACACAGCCAGACUUUACUGAGUACCUCUCCGCAAGCCUCUGGUAAAAAGCUUCCUCCAGCUCGGGGCUGCGUGGACCAGCAGUUGACAAGCUUGGCAGUGAUAGGUCCCACUCUGGUACAUGAGGAGUUGGAAAUCCCUGCUGCUCCAGCUGAUACACCCUAUGCCCUUCAAAUUCUUCUGGACAUGUUCAGAACUCAAUAUAUGCAGGCUGUGGAGAACAUGAAGAGCUCCACCUAUCGCAUGCAGGUUCAAGAUCAAAUAGAUCGGGAGAAAGAUCAAAAUGAUAAAUUAAAAAGCCGAGCUGCCCAGUUGGAAAAGCAAAUAAAAGUACUCAUUGAUGACAGUGUUGUUUUACUUAAAGCACGUAUGACGGAACUUGAUAUCAAUGCCACAUCACCGGUUGAUCUACUUGCCAAAGCCAAAGAAAUUGUUAUGCGGCAUAAAGAUCUUCAAUCAAAAGCGGCUCGUCUUCAAACUCAGGUUACCACACUCGAGCAAGACCAGGUUAAAUUAGCCUGUCUUCGACACCAAGACGUCCAUGACUCAAACAGGAAGAGUGGCACCAAGUAUGUCCCGCCACCCCUGGCUAAUGUGGGCGUUGCACCCUCGCAACAGCUGGAGGUGGUGCAGGAGCACAUUCUGCGAGAGAUCUCUGCCACUCUAAGCUACCGCAAGAAGCUCAAGAGCAAGGUAUCAAAACUGGAAGCUGAACUUGGUCCUGUUGUCGCCCAAUCCGACCCUAUAAGUCAACCCCCCUUAAUAUCACCGGGUGGCAAGCGUAAACCAAGAGAUGUCAGGACAAGAUCUCAGGAUUGGCCAGACGUUCCUCAUGUUGGCCGCAUUCAGGAACAAAAUCCUGAAAUUUUGGCGCAGAAGAUACUAGAAACUGGACGUCAGAUUGAGCAAGGGAAGAUCAGGGAGUCUGGACAUCCACCUCAGGUUGCGCACCAUGGUGCUCCUCAUGCCCAGCCUGCAUUGCCUGCAUUGCCUGCACAUUUACCCACUCAUACACCCGGCCCACCCUCUGCUCACCCAACAGGACUACCGCAUGCUAUCAAUGAUAGCCUGAGUCCAGUUCAAGCGAAGUACCCCCCACAGCUUGACAGUAACCCUCCAAGCACAGGCCACUCGAUGAACCCAUUGGGUGCCACAGACUUCCGCUCGUCACCGUAUUCUGGAGUGCCUGGUGCACAAGGGAAAGCCAUUGGUUUGGAUUCUUACCAACAGGCCCAGGUUCAAGCUCAGCAAGCACAGGCUCAGAUUCAGGCUCAGCAAGCACAGGCUCAGAUUCAGGCGCAGGCUCAAGCACAAGCUCAGGCCCAGUUUCAAGCCAGGCCACGAGGUGUCGUGCAACAAAGACAAGAAAUUGGCAAAGUUCUGCCUCCGAAGCCUGCUCCCAAACCACCACCAGCCCGAGACAACAAGCCUGUUAGCUUUACCGGGAGCCGUGUGCAGGAGUCGCCCAAAGUGGAUAACUUUGAGGACCGCCUUAAGAGUAUAAUAACCAGUGUGCUGAACGAAGACCAGCAGCAGAGAGAGCAGAAACUGCAACAGCAAAAUGGUAUGACUCCACCACCCCAAGUACCUCAGCAGCAGCAGCCAUCACAACAGCAGCAGCAGCAACUGCAGAAACUGCGGAUGAUGUCUGCUCAGCAUCAACAGCAGUUGCAGCACCUGCAGGCUGCUUCCCAACCCUCUCCCCAGGCACAGCAACACCCGUCACUUGUGCAGCAGCACAUUCUAGCCCAACAGCAGGCUCUGAUGCAACACCCGAGUCAUUCAGCCUCAAUCGCCCAAGGGUCUCUGAGCGGCCCUUACCCUGGCCAGAGUGGUUACUACUACAAUGGAAGUGGAGCGGCCAGUGCCAGUGGGGCUUCUGGGCCACCGUCCGCUCUAGAGCAUGGGCCUGGCUCUCACUUGGCAGUGCAGGGCCACGGCCUUGGCCACGGCCUCGGCCAUCCGCACUCCCAGCGUGCCCUGUCUCCGUCCUCGGUCCCAGCCAAGGGGCCCCUUCCCCAUCCCCACGCCCACGCCCAUCCUGCAAGGAAAGCGGGCACUCCGUCCAGCCAGCCCGGCCCUGGCGGCCCUGGCGGCCCGCCCCUGGGCCCCCCGCUCGGGCCGCCCCUGGUGCCGCCCCCUGGCCCGCACGGCCCGCACGGCCACCCUGCGGGACCGCCGCCACCGCCUCGCAGCGUGUCUGUCCUCCAGCAGCAGGCGCAGCAGUCCUCGCACAGUGCCCAGCCCGACUACACGCAGGUGUCGCCGGCCAAGUUGGCUCUGAGAAGACAUCUCUCGCAAGAGCGGCUAGCCGCAGCCUCUGCGGAGCAGUUGCAAGGCCAUGAUGGUAAAGCAGCCAUUGCUAUGCGGAGCAUUGGCGACCUUGUUUCUGGGGAAAUUGAACGCACAUUGGAAAUUUCCAAUCAAUCAAUAAUUGAUGCAGCUGUGGACAUGAGUGCAUUUCCGAGUGCUUCACAAGGCCCCCGUCCUAACACUUCUACUCCCUCCUCCACCCCACACUCUGUUGUCAACGCCAACAUCCCACCACGCCCUGAAAGGGUCAGCAUUCGCCCAGACACGCACGGCAUGAGAUUAAGUCGAGCGGGUGAGGAUGGCAGUAGUGCUGGAGACAAUGUGUAUCCACCAAGCUUGCGUCCUGAAGAAGCUGUGCCGGCUUUGGAAGGUUUAGCGUAUCCACAGCACAGACCAAAAUCCCCACCCAACUUACACCAUGGACUGGCCACUCUAGCCCAUGCUGCCUUCAACCGGAAUCCCAUCCACUACCCCAACAGCAGCCAGCUGGGCAGUCAGCUGUCCCCAUCGUCUGCUGGUGCCAGCCAGGCGAGCCAGGCGAGUCAGGCGAGCCACUCUCCAGGGCCUGGCCACUCAUCAUCCCAUUCUCGUAGUAGACCACCAAGUGUUCCGUACACUCCACUUCCUCGUGCUGACAUCAAAAUCAACUAUGCAUCUUACUUUACUGAUUCAAAACCCCCAUUGGCAGCUAGCAAGGCAUCAUCAAGGAGUGAAACUGGCAGUGGAGAGUAUGCUCCUGUGGAAGGACUGGCUGCCACUUUGCAUGCCCGUAUUCUGAAUGGCGAGGAAAGGACUGGUUCUGGUACACCAGGUCCAUCUGCUGUGACUAUCAAAGAAGAAGCGGAAGAGGGGCCCCACAUUUUAAUGGCUGCAGAUAGUUCAAGAUUACCUCAUGAGCCUUCUCCUGACCUCGACCCAGAAAGAACACGUUCCGCCGAUGGGCAUCGAGAAGACCUUCCUCAGUCGUGCAGUGCUGACUCGAGCAUGAAGUUGGAAGCUAGCACCGUUGAACCCUCCAAUGAAAGACCGGCGUCUCGUCCGGACAGGCCAGAUAGACCCCCAAGCAAAAGAGCAUCACCACUCAUACAUGGUCCUUCACGCCCGUACAAGAAACAGUGUGUGGAUGCUGCUGAUAAUGACGGUGAAGUUCCUGGAAUGCCUAUAUCACCUAGAAGUAGUCUUUUAGCACCUUCAAGUUCAGCUCCAGUGCCUUACCCUGCUGAAGAUCGUUCCCCUGAUGACAAUGAAAUAGAUGAUGGGCGGGGUGAAUGGAAAGACAAAAUCAGUUCUCAGUUUGAUCGCUUGGUUGCCUUUGCAUCCACUGAGUUGGAUAAAAGAAGACGAAGCACAGAAGGUGCGUCUCCUCGUGCCGGCGAAACAACCGCAAGCUGCAACACCAGCCCAGACAGCGGGAUCGGACAUGGCGAGCCGUUGCCUCCGGCCUUGAGCAAAAUGCCCAGGCUGUUCAAAACUCCACCUGCCAAGGCGUCUCCUGGAAGAGACUCUCCUCCAGUGCUUGACGUACCGCAACCUCACCCCCAUGCUGCCGAAAGAGAAAGGGAACGGGCGGACGUUCCUAGGACUCCAUCUCCAUCUUCGCCUGUUCCAAAUGCUGCUUUCAGCCCAGCGCCCCUGGAUGGACCUUACAGCCCUGUGAAUGCUGCAUUGCCAGGCCACAGUAAAGACAAACCUGCCUCUUCUAAUGCUACUUCCGUACCUUUAAAAUAUCAACGUAGUGGUAGUGAAUCCUCAUCAUCUCAGCAUUUCAAGAAGAAGUUCUUCCACCACAGAGAUUCAUGGAGCUCUUCCAGUUCUUCAUCCCAGCCAAAUAAUGGGCACAAUCCUGUACAUAAUUCUGCUCCUGGUAGUUCCAACACAUGGCACCACAAGGUCAAAUUCCGUCCUAAGGGCAAGGAUUGGAAUUGGUGUGCUGGAGGUAGCAAUGAAGAACAAUCGUACCGUGAAAGAGAUCAAAGAGAUCAACGAGAUCAAAGAGACCAGAGGGAUCAUAGGGAUCAGAGAGAUAGAGACCAUAGACGGGAGAGAGAUCACAGGCCCUAUCACCAGAAUCUACCGCACCGUUACCGCACGUGGGAUGGGUAUCACGAUAGCCAAAACCAUCCCCAAGGUAAUUAUUGAUAUAUUUUAAAGGAAUUUUUGUAAGAGGUUCUUUUAUUGUGUUGUCGGCAAUGCCAUGUUAAGUCUUGUCAUCUGGUCAGACCUGACAGUAAGAGGGCCCUUGCAAAUUUACCAGUUCCUGUUUGGUGCUGUGACAGCAGUGUCCCUUCUAACUGCCUAAAUUGUUUACCCAAAUCUUUCCUGUUAGUCGAAUUAUUUAUUAAGCUUGGAGCUUAGAUUAUAGUCUAAUGUUAUAGAAGUUUUACUUCAUGAAUAAAUCUAGCAAAGUUAGUGUGUACUAGGAUGUAGUGUACCGUAUUGAUUACACUGUGUGCAUCUUGCUGUACAUUUCAUUUAGUACACCACAUUGAUAAUGUAGGAAGCAUCUGUAUGUGAACCUGUCAGGUUUGCUGUGGUCCUUCUCAUGGUUGGUUAUUUAUUUAUUAAUAAAUUAAUAAGAAAUGAAGACUUACCCCAGCUUAGAACCAUUACUGAUAUUCUUUGGUAUGGCUGCUUGUAUAUUUAUUGGAAUCCUGUUGAGGAAAUCUAUUUAUUUUUCUCAGCCUCUUAUUCUAAAAUUCUAUUCUGCACUAGGGAAUUCAUGCAAUUUAUCCUGAUAUAAAAUAUAAAUUUGUAGAUAAAUAUGUGUAAUAAUAUGUAUAUGAGUGUAUAUAGAAAUGUAUAUACCCUUGUCACAUUAUCAUUAUUGUUGAUUUUUUUUGUUGUCAUAUUUGACAAAAGGGUUGUUGUUAUAAUGUUUUUUGAAACAAUUUAAUGAUAUGCAGCUCUGUAUUUGUUCAGUUCUCUAUUGACACUCUUUGGCCUAAUCGACCUCAAUCAUUGGUUAAGCUACUUGUUUUUGCAGAGUAUGAAAUCACUGCCAUUUCUUGUAGACUUGAAUGCAUCAUUCCCCCUUCCUGUUAUAAAAAUGUAAGGCGGUAAUGAAUAACAAUGACAGUAGCUCUAGUAUGCAGAACAGUCCAGUGAUCUUUUUGAUCAAUUUGCAUUGACAUACUGUUUCCAAAGUGUAGCCCAUAUGAAAGUUAAGCUUAGUGGAAAUUAGAUCAAACUACUUUUGGCAGUCUCACUAAGAGAAUGAAAAUUUGUUUGCUAUACUUGUAAUGUUGCUUCUGUUUGCAUUUCUUCCUAUUUAGGUACCUCUUGUUUUAUGUUCAUGACAACUUAACCAUUGAUUAUUCCUGAUUUACCAUGAUGUUUUUACUGCACAUUUCUUUUUUUAGUCGCUCUUUCCUCAGUAUUGUUUAUUGAUUGAAUUUGAAACAAUUAACCUCAAAAAAUUAGGCAUAUCUUGUAUGAACCACCACUUAAUUCAAGUUGGUGUGUUCAUUUCUCGAAUGCCUCAGUGAAUGGCAUUUUGUCUGCUCACCACUAAUUUGCUCAUAAAAAAUAAAUUGGACUGUAUAGUUGGUUUAGGACUACAGCACUUUCUUCUUAAAAUUAUUUUGCACUCAAUGUAAUCUUUUUUGUAGGUAAAUUGUACUGACUAUUGGGAAAGCCUUUCGGUUAUGUGUACUUGACUUUUAUAUUCAUAUUAGCUGGAUGAUGGUGGCAAUUAAGUGACCUAAAUGAUGUCCAUAAUUUAAGAUUGGUUGAAAACUGCUUUGUGUAUCUGUGAUGUUAUGAUGUUUCCCAACUGUUCUAUGGGGGCCUUAACUCGCCAAUUCUGUAGAGGGAAGAAAUGCACACAUUUGAAGUGCUUAAAUUUGCAUGGCUACACAUCAGCCAACUCCAAAAUUGUUGAUUGAUUAUUCUUUUUACUUUAUUUCUUAUUAUGUAAUCCUGGACGUUGCUGCAUUCUGUUUAAUGAACACAAUUUUGUUGUCCAAAUAGUUUAAUUUCAACUAUGGUUGUUUUUGGGAAGAAUGCUGCUUAGCACUUGUUGGUUUUUAGGUUUUAUUUAUUUGUACAUUUGUUAUGUGAGAUUGUUUUACUUGAAGUUUUAUUUGUUUUGUGCAAUCAAAGUACAAAGUUUGUAUUACUAUUAGUAAACUUUGGCUCAAAUUAAUCAGCCAUCAGUAACCUUCAGUUGAAAAAAUAAAUCAGUUAUUUGGUCGUUCCUCUUUACUCAAGGUCUCUUGCAAAUGUGACUGACGAUUAUCAAUCAAUCCCUACAAUGAGCAAGUCUUAAUUUUUGCUUAGCGUGCGCUUGACUGUCACUGAAUCUGAUUUUGACAACGAUUAAUGCCAAUGAUGUUUUCUGGUGAGACAACUCAAGUAUGUUGACACCUAACUAAACCAGAAAGAAAAAGGAAAGAAACACAGAUGAUCAGAAUGUCUGGUUCCAAAGUUUAACUAGUUGUAUCAGGGUUACUUUAUGUUUUCCUGUACUUCCCACAAUUUCUUUUUAUAUUGUUGCUUUUUCUUUUCUCUUGUUUUCAUGGUAAAUGUAAUCAUGGUAUUUAUCUUUCUACAUCUAAAACAGCCUGUGACCACAAUUUCUGUAUUGAUGUCUGUUUUUACAUCUUUCUUUUUUUGCAUUAAAUUAUGAUUUGUUCCAAAGUCCUACAAUGCAAGUUAACAAUCAUUUUGUUGUGUACAUGUUAGUUGCACUUCCUACUUUUUUUUUGUUUUUGUGGCUAACUGAACUCACUGCCAUUAUUGAGGGGGAAAGGCCGACUGAGCAGCGUAAUGAUGUUGUUGUGUAUUGUUACUGUUUUAGUGUUAAUUAUUUUCUUGAUCACAGAUCGCUGCCUGUUAUAGUUUAUGUUUAAUUUAAGGUACCUGUUAACAUGUUCCCUCUUUUAUAAUUUUUACUUUCAAAUUUUAUGUCUUUAAUUUAUCCCUGAUUGUAUGUUCACCUAUCUUGGAUCUCACUGACAGUAUUGCGGUUGUUACCAUGCUGCUGACCUCCAAAUUUUGAAGUCUUAUAACCUGCCAAAUGUUUGUAAAUGUGUAAUAAAGAAAAUUGGAUAGCA